Messenger RNA from Pristis pectinata (smalltooth sawfish), 6183 nucleotides. It is a transcript of the gene tmem181, whose product is annotated as transmembrane protein 181. The transcript is spliced from 17 exons. The record is from RefSeq and is a predicted model, not a curated record. Bases 135 to 1697 code for a protein of 520 amino acids. NCBI's taxonomy places the organism in Eukaryota, Metazoa, Chordata, Chondrichthyes, Rhinopristiformes, Pristidae. Gene Ontology annotation, molecular function: toxic substance binding.
AAAGGCCAGCUGAUCUGCUUUCAUCACAAAGAAUAAAGGCGAUGUUUCCUUGGAUCCUGAUGACUUCAUAUUCAUUGUUUCCAAAGGUUAUAAAAGCUGAAAGAGGAUUGCUGAUGUACUAGAAGCUACAAGCUAUGGAUGCAGAAUAUCCUUCUUUUGAAAAUCCUCUCUACAAGGAACUGAAAUAUUUCUACAAGAAGGUGAAAGGUGCCUACAUGGAUUUAAAGGAUGAACUGACUCCAUACAAAGAUGAUCGGUACUAUAGAAUAGCACCAAUGCGAUUAUAUACACUCUCCAAGAGACACUUUGUCCUCGUGUUCAUCGUGUUUUUCAUCUGUUUUGGACUUAUAGUUUUUAUCGGGAUAGCUGGUCCAGAAAUUAUUACAUCCAGAGCAUUGCCACCAAUUUCAUCCACAAAGAAAGGUAAUCUGAGUAGCCCAUUAAAACUGCAAACGCCAGGGUUGUCCACAUACAAUCAGGAGCUAUGGUUAACGUGUCAGUUUGAACAGAGUACAGAAGUGGAAUUCCGGAAAAAUAUUUCCAUGAUGGUUGCGAUAAGUGGAGUCAUGCAAGACACCAGUGUGCCAAACAUCAGGGUUCAACCUCAUAACCAUACUCGGUCUCUUCACUGUCCAAAUCGUCUCUGUGAUGAAAUAAUCGUGCUGCAUCUCGGUUACCUGAACUACACAGAAUAUGUGAUCACUGUCACUUUUUACAAUCUAGCAAACACUAAGUUUCCAAUAAAGGAUGUGAAUUUCACUCUGAAGAUGUAUAAUGCCUCAUUUUCACAAGUGGAGAUCUGGUUCCGAUUUAUCUUUGUAGUUUUCACUUUCAUGGUCACAUGCCUGUUCGCUCACUCUUUGAGGAAGUUUUCAAUGAGAGAUUGGGCGAUUGAACAGAAAUGGAUGUCCAUCUUACUGCCAUUGUUACUGCUUUAUAAUGACCCAUUCUUCCCACUCUCGUUUCUUGUAAACAGCUGGUUUCCAGGAAUGCUGGAUGAUCUAUUCCAAGCGAUCUUCCUCUGUGCCUUGCUGCUAUUUUGGCUUUGUGUUUACCAUGGAUUUCGUGUGCAGGGAGAGAGGAAGUUCUUAACUUUUUAUUUGCCUAAACUGUUAAUUGUUGGUCUCCUCUGGCUGGCUGCUGUGACAUUGGGAAUAUGGCAGACAGUUAAUGAGUUACAUGACCCAACAUAUCAAUAUAGAGUGGACACAAGCAACUUCCAGGGAAUGAAGAUUUUCUUUUUGAUCGUGGGUUCUUUGUAUAUACUCUACCUGGUUUUCCUGAUUGUGAGAGCUUGCUCUGAACUGAAAAAUAUGCCAUACUUUGAUCUCCGACUGAAAUUUUUGACUGGGUUAACGUUUAUUGUAUUGAUAAUAAGCAUCAUCAUAUUAUACCUGAGGUUUGGAGCAAAUGUCCUGCAAGAUAACUUUGUGGCUGAGCUUUCAACUCAUUAUCAGAACUCAGCUGAAUUUCUAUCUUUCUAUGGCCUGCUGAACUUCUAUCUGUAUACGUUGGCAUAUGUUUAUUCCCCCUCAAAGAAUGCUGUGUAUGAAUCCCAGCUAAAGGAUAAUCCAGCCUUUUCCAUGUUAAAUGAUUCUGAUGAUGACGUGAUUUACGGGAGUGAUUAUGAAGAGAUGCCUCUACAAAAUGGCCGUGCCAAUAAAUCAAAGUAUCAGGAUGAGUCUGAUAGUGAUUGAAGUACAUCUUCAGAGGACUAAUCGUUUCACCUUAUUAACUUAUGAGAAUGGACGAUGGAGCCAAAUUUUCUUUCAACUAUUUUUCAUGUUGGCAUCCUCUAGCUGAAGUCUCCCACUGGUAACUUAAUCUGUAAAUAUUUAACCACCUCAUUUUCCGAGCACCUCAUCUCAUUGUUCUGUCUUCAUCGGUACCUUCUGAUUGUGAGCAGAGGAAGGAGCAGAUCAUCGUGCUGAAGAUGAGCAUUUUUUCCUUUUUCAGGGGUAAAGGGAGUGUACAAUUUUAUCUGAAACCAAAUCAUGCAGCUUCUGAAACAUUAUGAACAAGUGUAAUGCCAUGAAUGUUCGUGUCAUGAGCUCAUUUUUAGAUUAGAUGCCAUAUACAGGAUGGUCGAAGCCCUGAGGUGGGGUAAUGAUGUAACUUUUUAAAGCAAAGCUUUGGAUGCUGCUUGUUAACACAUUUGAUGCUAUUUUAAAAUUAAAAAUGUCUUAGAAAUAAAUUGAGCUGUGGACCAGAGAUUGAAUUUCUAAGUCCAACUGUUAUAGCAUCAUAACAAUGCUUUACUUUAUAAAGUUAAAGCUACUUUCUAAACAAAAAAACUAGCAUUAAUGAGGAUUGUAAUUUCAAUCUCACGCUUUUACUUGUGUUACUGUUAAAUACUUUUGUUAAGUAAUAUCUAGUGCUACAAUUUGAGAGCCAAUAUCAGAAAGAAAAAAUUAGUUUAUUUGCUCUGAUCAUACCACUGCAGCAUUAUUGUUUACAGGUUCUUAUGCCACAGCAGUAAAAGUUAACCUCAGCUGCCUAUACCAGUCACUACAUGGAUACCUCUUUGGAAGUCUCUCUCAUCUUGGUUUGACUUGUUUUCUCUACAUUAUGAUAGUGUAUUUAAUACAACUUUAGGAAGUAUUAUUGCCAUAUAAAUCUAAAUUCCUUCCCUAAAUAAGGAAAAUAACCAUUUGUAACUAGUCUAUUCCCCUAUUGCUAGCUCUAUUUAUCCUAAUUCUAACCCUAGUCCAACCAAAGUAAAUCUAUGCUAUUUAUCUCCUAGAAGUAUCUAAGCUUUUGCUUGAUUGAAAAUUGCGGUAUUUACCAAUGUUCAGUUGCUUCUCUCUUCAAUAAACUUAUAAAAAAGCAGAAAAUAUUUAUUUUAGAAACACUUUAAAAACAAAACUGCAAACAAAUGAACAGCUAACUUGUUUCUUGCUGCUAUGAAUUGUGCUGAGAAUAAGAGCAGAAUCUCUCAUCUGGGAUAAUUGGAGUUGGGCAGGAAGAGAUUAGAAUUUAUGGCUGCAUUGGGGUACUAUAACACAGGGAUUUCUUCCUGAAAAUUGUAGUGUACACUGAGGAAGACUAACGACCCAGUUUCUGAUGUGGUUCUCCUGUGUUUUGAUUUGGAAGUUUAAUAGCUAAGAGGUGACUUGGGUGAAGGGGAGGGGACACUUCGACAUAAAAGAUCUAAAAUCUGGUUGUAGGUUGAAAGGGCAGGAGGGGCAGAAACCCCCUCCACGUUUACAUGUGAAUUGAGAAGCUGUGACCUGCAGGACUAUAGGCCCAGUGCUGAAAGGUGAGACUGGGCUGGGGAACUCUUACUUGACCAGAACAACACAAUGGGCCAAAUGGAUGCCUCCUGCAUUGGACAUUUUCUGUGAUUCAUCAGGAAGAUGAUCCUUGGAAGAACUGUUGUUACUGGGUAUCUAGAUCACAUUUAAAUGUAACAUGGAGCCAGAUUCUUUGGAAUGGGCUGCAGAGUUUUCCAUUGCUCCUUCAGCCUUUCAUUUUAAGAUGUUUAUGUAAAAAUAAGUCAUUUUAUCCACAAAUCAAUCAAUUCAUCCAGCUCAAUAAAAGACAAACACUCACCACAUUUAAACAGUAUUCUGAUAGUCUGUCAUUGAGGAGACACAGCAUUGAGCUCCCUCUUCUAGGUCAGUUCUAAAGAACCAAAGUUCAUCUUUCAUAUAAUUAGUGCCCAGUAACUUCCCACUGGAACAAAGGUGAAUAACAAUAAACAUCACUAAUGAUCCUUUUACUGAAGACAUCUGCAGGGCCAAUGUUGCAGAGCCAGUUGUCAGUUGUGUGGACAAAAAUACACCCACAUUGUGUUGGGGAGGCCAACGUGGAUUUUGAUUUAAAGCAAUUGAUGAAGAAACAGGCUUGAUGAGGGAAAUGAGGUUGAUAUGAUGUAUAUUUGGAAUUUGAAAAGGUGUUUGAUAAAGUAUCACAUAUAGGAUUGUGAUUAAGAUUUGAAGGCUGUGGAUAAAAGGGGCUGCACUAGCAGCAUGGAUAGAAAGUUGAAAACGGCUGUCGUGCCUUUCCAAAGUUGGUAAUGAUGUGAACCUGGGUGUACAGAACACAUCUUCCAAAUGUGCAGAUAACCUGAAGGUGCCUUGAACCCUGAGGGGGACAGUAAUAAGCUUCAAGGAGUUGCAGACUGGCUGCUGAAGUGGUGGAGAGGUGACAAAUGGAACUUAUUACUGAGAAAUAUUAAAUGAUAUUGUGGUUGGAAAAACGAGAAGAGGUAUUAUAAACGAGGGGGCACAAUUCUAAAAGGGGACAAGAUCAGAGAGGUGUGCAUAAUUAAUUUAAAAUGGUAGUGCAGGUUGAGAAGUGAUUUAAAAAGUGUACAGAAUCUUGGGUUUUAUAAAUAGAAGCAGAAUAGAAGGGCAAGGAAGUCUUAAUGAACCUUGAUAAAACUGGGUUGGCUACAGCUGGAGUGUUGUGUCCAGUUCUUGGUACCACACUCUAGGAGAGAUAUUAAAGGCUUUGGAGAGGGUGCGCAGGAGGUUUACUCAAAUGAUUCCAGGGAUGAGGGCUUUAGUUCUGUGGAUAGACUGGAGGAGCUGAGGUGGUUCUUCUUGGAACAGAGGAGAUAGCAGAGGAUCUAAUAAAGGUAUUUAAAAUCAUGAAAGGUCUAGCCUGACUACAUAAAGAGAGACUAUUCCCAUUGGAGGAAGGUUCAAGAACUGGGGACAAAAGAACCAAAAGAUACAUCAGGACUUUUUUGUUAUAUGCAUUGAGUGAUUGAGAUCUGGAAUGCACUGCCAGGGAGGGUAACAAGGCAGGGUCAGUUGUAGAGUCCAAAAGGAAUCUGGAUGAGUGUCUGAAAGGAUAGAAUUUGUGAUGGACCAACUCCUGUACCAUAACCAUUCUGUGAUUCUGCACACAGCAAUGACUUAAAAUCACUGAAUGUGUUGUAGUGACACUAACUAAAGGAGGUAUGACCAAGACAGCAGUACUAGAGAAACAAAGGACUGCAGAUGCUGGAAUCUGGAUGAAAAAUAUGAUGCUGAGGAACUCAGCAGGCCAGGCAACAUCCAUGGAGAAAAGCAGGCAGUCAACACUUCGAGCCAGGACCCCUCUUCAGGACCAAAGACAGGAAAUGGGGAAGCCCAAUAUAUAAGAGGGAAAAGUGAUAGGUGGACAAAAGAGGGGAGGUGGGUUGGGCACAAGGUGGUGAUUGGUGGAUGUGGGGGAGCAGGGGAGAGUAGAUCCACCAGGGGAUUGGUCAAAGGUUAAGGAGAGAAAGGAACUAAAGGGGGGUAGAUAGAAGAGAGAGGCUAGAAAAGGGAAGAAGAGAAGAAGCAUGGUGUGGGGGGAGGGAUUAUUUAAAGUGGGAGAAUUCAGCGAGAAUUCCUGUUCUCACUGAAUCAUUCUGUAUUCUACUUCAAGGAUUCAGCUACAAGUAAUAAUUCUAAAUGAAGCAGAACUCCCUCAAUUAUACUGAGUUGGCUAUGGGGUGAAGGUUCAAACUACAAUUGACUGAGGUGAGGGUGCUGCCAUUUGGUGAAUCACUGUUGAUUAAAUUAGUCUCAAAUGAUACAAUGGUAAUCAACAUAUCCAUUGUUAAAGUACAAUGUAAAGAGAGAUCAGCACUGAUUGAGACAGAGCAGAAAUAACAAUAUCUUGGGAACCUGUUAUACUUGCUGAGACCUUCAUUCCCUCCUUAUACUAGCAAUUCUGGUUAUUGGUCCCUGCUUUUAAACCUUUCCUCUUACUCCUCAGUCACUGUAGUAAUGACAGCCACCAGAGCUUUUCAAUGUGAUCAUCUUAAAGUUAAAAACUUAACUUCUGAGGCCAAAACAUAUUUUGCACAGUCCACAAAACAAAAUUUGAUAAUGCCCCGACUAUAAUUUUUUAAAUAUGCUCUCCAUAGUUUUUAGCACUGUUUUCAAUGAAUUAAUGGUGUUUUACUGUUUAAUUUCAUUGUUUGUAUGGUUGCAAAAAAUAAACUGAAGUUGAUAUUUAUAAUAGAUCAUAAUACCAAUGUACAUCAGCUGGAUCUGUAAGUAUUCCGAUGUCAAUAUACAAAUCUGUGGAGAUAUUCUAAUUAGAUUAAAAUAACUCAUUUUAAAGCUAAGCAUGGUUUUAUUGAUUUAAUGGUCAAGUGUGGAUUAUAUAAGAAAUUGUUAUGAAUUAAAUGACAAUUAUAAAAAUUAAUUUUCUGUGCUUUUUUAAACAGUAUUAACUGAUGAUGACUGAGGUCAUGCUAUG